This is a messenger RNA of Alternaria triticimaculans, 286 nucleotides long. RefSeq lists its product as uncharacterized. Gene Ontology annotation, molecular function: heme binding. Gene Ontology annotation, cellular component: endoplasmic reticulum membrane; intracellular membrane-bounded organelle. NCBI's taxonomy places the organism in Eukaryota, Fungi, Ascomycota, Dothideomycetes, Pleosporales, Pleosporaceae. The record is from RefSeq and is a predicted model, not a curated record. The transcript is spliced from 2 exons. The annotation marks the transcript as partial. Gene Ontology annotation, biological process: sterol biosynthetic process.
AGGUGGUGAGGAAGUUCUUCUCGAUGUCGGAGGCCAGGACUCAACAGAAGCUUUUGAGGAUGUCGGUCACUCGGAUGAAGCCCGUGAGAUUCUCGAUGGGCUGCUUGUUGGAAACUUGAAGCGUCAGGAGGGCGACCCAAAGCCCAAGAGCUACGCGCAACCCGGUACAACCGCUACCACCACCGACGGCGCAUCCACCGGCGUCGGUCUCUACGCUAUCAUCCUGCUCGGCGGUGCGCUUGCAUUUGCUGCCUACACCAUGAUGAACAAGCAGUCUUCUGAGUAA